AUGAGGUUUGCAUCAUUCUUCUCCCUUGUCCUCCUCAGCGAGGCAGUCGGCCGUGUCUCAGGCAACAGCUGCCUGGACCAGGUCUCCGCGAACACGAUGGCGGUGUUCAGCGGCGCCCCGUUCGCGCUGGCCACUCGGUACGACAACGGGUCGGCCUGCGCUGGCUACUGCGAUGGCCUGGCGGAGUGCCACGCGUGGCUGUACAGCGCGCGAGGCGGCGACUGCCAGCUCUACAAGAAGACCGCCCUCUCCACGUUCCCGUCCCAGCAUUUCAUGUAUGGUGUCUGCAGUAGUGGUGGUCGUCGCCGGCCGUCGGCGACGGCUGCUUCUACUACUGCCAGUUCAGCCGUGGUCGUGGUGGUUGGGUCGCCUACGAGCUCUGAUAUCGGUGUUCCCACGCCGCCGGCGCUCUCAGUGGCGAGUGGUAGCAGCACUGGUAAUGCUUUGAGUAGAAAGCACCUCGACAACCACCGUCACCACCACCAUGGUCAUCGGCAUUGA
Molecule: messenger RNA, 501 nt
Organism: Aspergillus japonicus CBS 114.51
Lineage: Eukaryota; Fungi; Ascomycota; Eurotiomycetes; Eurotiales; Aspergillaceae
Exons: 2
Coding region: 1-501 (166 amino acids)
Source: RefSeq, a predicted model, not a curated record